GGUUACGGGAGAGACUGUUCCAGUCUAAAUCUGAACCUUCAGCUGGAAGACUGACGCCUUUCGACUGGGGAGUGGGAGUUUGCGGUGGAACGGACAAUUGAUGGAAAAAAAUUGAAGUGGCGCUGCACGAAAGCAGGAGAGAGAGAGAGAGACUGUGGCCGAGAGGGAGAGAGAGAGAGAGUGAGUGACACGGAGUAUCUGUCUGCUGCCCGUUGAAGAAGCGGCGUGGGGUAAAGGAUUCCAUCGCAAACCUUACAAAAAGGACCCUGUUCCUUCAAAGAUUUAACCUCGACGUAAAUUUGAUGCGUCAUUGAGAGAGACCAGAGGCACACGUGCAACCAAUAGCAAGGAAGACAAAAAAAACAGCAUUAAAAGGACAUUCUUGAGCAGAGACCUUGGGGAGUUUCGAGAGAGGUUGGCAAGGACUCUGUGCGGAAAACAAUGUUUCUUUACCGCUAAUUGCAAUGGGAGGACAGAAGCAAAGAGGGGGAGAUUCGAGCGUUCUUAGAGCCAUCUCCUAUGGACGAGAACAGUCCUCUCUCUCCCAAGGCGAAUGCUUUCAGUAUUGCCUCUCUGAUUACAGCGGCCCAGCAACCAGGAAACGAAGCGAUUCUGCAAAGUCCUGCCCUCGGCAAACACUUCGAUGCCAGUCUGACUUGCAGUAGGAUGCAUUUUAGCACCGUGACAAGAGACAUGGAAGCGUUUACUGCCAACAGUAUUAGCAGCCUGAAUUCGUCCGGAGCGUAUCACCUCGCGCCUUCUCCCGGGGAGCCGGGUCCUUACAACCACGAAAGCCAUUACGAGGCGUGCCCGGGCGCUCAGCACAGCGGUUACGGUAGCAGCUUUAGCGGCGGCGGCUCUGCCCCAGCCUCAGACAGUAGUACUGACCCUUCCAACUGCUCCUCUAUCACCGCGACCGGCAGCAGCAAAGCGCCGGUCAAGAAGAACCCGAAAGUAGCGAACAUCACGGUGCAACUGGAAAUGAAAGCCCUGUGGGACGAGUUCAACCAACUCGGCACAGAGAUGAUAGUCACCAAAGCAGGGAGGAGAAUGUUCCCGACUUUUCAAGUGAAGAUUUUCGGCAUGGAUCCGAUGGCUGACUACAUGUUACUCAUGGAUUUUGUACCCGUAGACGACAAAAGAUAUCGGUAUGCUUUUCAUAGUUCAUCUUGGCUUGUAGCUGGUAAGGCCGACCCAGCUACGCCAGGCAGAGUGCACUAUCAUCCGGACUCCCCAGCCAAAGGCGCUCAGUGGAUGAAGCAAAUCGUCUCUUUCGACAAGCUAAAACUAACCAAUAAUUUAUUGGACGAUAACGGUCAUAUUAUAUUAAACUCGAUGCACAGAUACCAGCCGCGGUUCCACGUCGUGUAUGUCGACCCCAGGAAGGACAGUGAAAAAUAUGCCGAGGAAAACUUUAAAACAUUUCUAUUCGAGGAGACGAGAUUUACAGCGGUCACGGCCUAUCAAAACCAUCGGAUAACACAACUGAAGAUCGCCAGCAAUCCAUUUGCAAAAGGAUUCAGAGACUGCGAUCCUGAUGAUUGUUUUGUACCGUAUUUUAGGCCGAGGAAUCACAGGCCUGGGUCUUUACAGUUAAUCGGUGCUUUCGCCAGAAACAGGAACGCAGUGUCUUCACCACAGCAGAACGGCAGUGAGAAAGAUGCGGACUCCAGAGGCGACUAUGACCGGGAUUCCAGCCGGACGGCCAUGCACCCGGACCCCCAUCAGCAGCAGCUCAUGUCGCGGGUGCUGAGCCCGGCUCUCCCCGGCGGAUUGCACCCGCUCACCCGGCCAAGCCCUCCACACGAACUGCGGCUGGAGCCUCACCCGCAGCCGCCGGACAGCCUGCACCACACCUACAAGUACCGUUCGUACCAUGAUGCUUACAUCGGCGCCAAAGCCAGGCCUACCCCCUACCCGCUGUCUGGCAUAGCGAGCCACGGCUACCAUCACAUGAACCCGACUGCAAACAUGUACCCUGCCAGUGCAGCGCCCACUAACUACGACUAUGGGCACAGAUAACGUCAAAGACGAGAAUGGGCUGGGUACUUGUAACUUUUUAAUAAAAGGAACUACUCAUGCUGCAAACCAAAGAAGAUGCACAAAUCAAAGGGGGAAUAACCUGUCUCUUGGUUUUAAUGGAACUGUUGCCACCAUUUGCAGCUCAAGGGAGCUUCAAGUUGGUGAAACUCAAUAUUUCACUUGAAGGGUCAGUGACUGCGCGGCUGGCGUUCUGAUAGCCCGCUGACCAAUCGCGGUGCAGCUGGAAGGAGGGUUUCAGUCGUGAUUGGUCCGAAGCCUGGGCAGCAGCAAUUGCCGACUUGUGAUUGGUGAUAUUCUUUGUAGAUUGACGUGCGCUUCGCCAAUCGACGGCCGCAGGCUGGUAGGUUCUGACCAAUUGGGGAAAGGCGUGGGUGGGUGUUCCCAAGCAGGGCUGUCCCACGUGGUCGAAUGAGGGCCACGGCGUGAGUGACUGCACUAAGGAAAAUGAGUUGGAACCUCACACUGCAACUGGAGUUUUUAUUAUGUUGUAUUUAGACGGCAGAAAAAAAAAGGGGGUUAGUUGCACUUUCAGCUUUGAGAGAAGCCAUAUGUUGUUUGCGACGGUGUCGAUGGCGACAAUUUCACAAGGGCAAAUAACCACGCAGCUAAAGGCUUAACCCGUUCCUGUGUUAUAAAAAGAGUGUGCUUUGAAUGUAUCAACGGUGCCUACCGUCAUCCAGGCUACAAGAGACAUUUAUUUGAUUGCGUGUUCCUACCGGUGGCCUCGUAGACAAAUAAAGUAGACAUCACAUUCCCGGUGCAUUAAGUAUUAUGUUUUUGAACGAAAGUAAGAAAUCAUUUCAGAACUCACCAUGAAUUAUCGUUGAUAAGUUAUGCAAUGCAAGUUUAAAGCUACCUACUGAUCCCAGCAUUUGUAAUGUUUUAAUUUAAUAUAUAUAUAUGUGUAUUUCUCUCGUUUUUGUGUGCAGAUUGCAACUAAAUAUAUUUGGGAAAUGGAUGUGAGGAUGUAUUUUACAUUUAUUACUGUGCUCCGGUUAAAAUACAGGCACCCGCCAUGAGACAGUCAGCCCGAUCCAGAGAUUUCAUUGCGUUACCUUCAUGUCGGGAGUUUACAUCACUCGCAUUUCUUGUUCAGUCUGAUGUCUAGCCAAGAAUGCCCUAAUUUCUGCAAAGGUUUCUGAAACUGGAAGAGAGAUGCAAAAACUAAUUGCUGAUUAGUCGGUUGCUAUUUGUGAAAUGUUGAAAUAUAUAUACACACACACACACACACACACACACACACACACACACACACACACACAUACACAUAUUCACGGAUAUUACCUGUUGAAAUUAUAGUGCCAAAGUUUGGUUACUGCUGAAUUUAACGCGGAAUGAAGUUGUUGAUAUUUAUUAUUCCCUGCAAUGUGGAUGAUUCAAAUGACUAUAUUAAUAACAGAGGGGCUGCAUGAUAGAGUGACAGUAACCUAAGAGAUGGCAACUUUAAGGGUGGGGUAGUGUAGAUAAGUGUAGAUACUAAACAUGUAGAUACUGUAUAUUUAGAUAGUUACCGGUGCUUUUUAGUGGCUAAUGAUGUUUUAACGAGAAAACGAUGUUUGUUGUAAAAUGGCUUUCGUAUUUUUUUAAAUGAACCAGCGUGUUGUAAUUUUCUAUAUAAACUGGUAAAUUUAAAGGAAUUCUCUCUCUCUCUUCGGAGAAUAGACUGCUUUAUUAAUAUUUUGAAAAACAAAUCCCGACUGUCUUUUGUACGUCAAUUGUCUUGAGAGUUUGUGAAGACCCUGUGAAAAGUUGUUCCAGGAUGCAGGAUUCAUGGCGCUCUCUGUAAAUACAAUACUGCCGCUAGCAAACGCUUCCAAUUUUGAUGGACUCAAACAAUGUGGAUGAGUUUUUGAAGUGAAUGCUUAGAAAAUCUUGAGGCUCUUGGCACCAGCAGCUCAUGGCUUAACACAGUGUCCAAAGCGUAAGGUAGCC
Stegostoma tigrinum is the source of this 3975-nucleotide messenger RNA. RefSeq names its product T-box transcription factor 1 (gene tbx1). The coding region runs from base 520 to 2022 and encodes 500 amino acids. Lineage: Eukaryota; Metazoa; Chordata; Chondrichthyes; Orectolobiformes; Stegostomatidae. The transcript has 10 exons. Gene Ontology annotation, molecular function: DNA-binding transcription factor activity, RNA polymerase II-specific; RNA polymerase II cis-regulatory region sequence-specific DNA binding. Gene Ontology annotation, cellular component: nucleus. The record is from RefSeq and is a predicted model, not a curated record. Gene Ontology annotation, biological process: positive regulation of DNA-templated transcription; regulation of transcription by RNA polymerase II; cell fate specification.